Heterobilharzia americana is the source of this 4149-nucleotide messenger RNA. Lineage: Eukaryota; Metazoa; Platyhelminthes; Trematoda; Strigeidida; Schistosomatidae. The record is from the annotation of a GenBank genome assembly.
AUGUUAAAUGAUGGUAGCAUUUGUAGCGGCGGUAGCAGUGGCCUAGGUAAUAGUAGUAGUAUUAGUUUUUAUAAUACCACUAGCAGAAAUACUAGGAGUGUUGUCAGUAAUAGUGGUAUUGGUGGUAUUAGUAGUGGUGAUAGUAGUGUUAGUGCUGGUGGCAUUAGCAUUGGUGGCGGUAGUAGUGACAAUGUCAGUGGUGGUGGUGGUAGUAGUAGUAGUGACAAAAGUGGUAGUAGUGGCGGUAGUAGUAGUGGUAAUUUUGGGAAUAUAAGUACUAGUAUUGGUGAUGGUAGUGGCAGUAGUAGCCGUGGCGGUAGUAGUUGUAGUGGCCGUAGUAUUGGUGGCAGUGGUGGUAGUAGUGGUAAUUGUAUUGUUAGUAGUAUUAGUGGCUAUAUUGUUAGAGGUAGUUGUGCUAGUACUAGUGGUAAUAGUGGUGGUGGUUAUUGUCGCAGUAGCAGUAGUGGUUGUGGUAGUAAUGAAAGUGGUGGCAGUGGUAGUAAUGGUUGUAAUAAUAGGGGUAGUGGUGGUUGUAUCAGUAGCAGUGGUUGUAUUAUUUAUGGUAGUGGUGGUAGUAUCAGUGCCGUUGGCGACAUUAGUAGUAGCGGUGGUGGCGUUGGCGGUAGUAUUGGUCUUAGUAGUAGUGGUUCAAGUAUUAUCACUGUCAGUAGUAGUAUUGCUAUUAUUAGCAAUGGUGGUGGUAGCAAUAUCAGUAGCGUUGUAAGUAGUAUUAGUAGUGGUGGUAGUAGAACUGCUAGCGGCGGUAUUAGUAAGAAAAGUGACAGUAGUGUUAGUAGUGGCGGUAGGUGUAAUGGUACUGGUGGUAUUAGAAGUAGUAAUGUUGGUAGUGGUAUCGGUGGUGGAGGUAGUGGCAGUAGUUGUGGUGGUGUUAGUAUUAUUAUUAUUAUUAGCAGUAGUAGUAGUAGUGGCAAUAGUGGUAGUAUUAGUAGUGGUAUUAUUAGUAGUGGCGGUGGUGGUAUUGGUAGUAUUAGUGGUGGUAGUAGCAGUAGCAUUCUUGGUAGUAGUAGUAGUAGUAGUAGUAGCGGCAGUAUUAGCAGUAGUGUACGUAAUAGCAUUUGUAAUAGAGGUGGUAGUAAUAGUGGUAGUGGUAGUAGUAGUAUUAGUAGUAACGGUGAGAGGUGUGGUAGCGGCGGUAGCAUUAGUAGUGGUAGUGGUAGUACUAGUAACAGUGGUGGUAUUAGUGGUGUUAAUAGUAGUAGUGGUGGUAGUAGAAGUAGUAGUGAUAGCUUUAGUAGUAGUGGUGGUGGUAGCAGUAGUGAUGGUGGCAGUAUUAUUAGUGAUGUUGGUGGAGGCAGCAAUACUGGUGAUAGUGGUAGUAGUAGUGGUGGCGUCAGAAGUAGUAGUCGUGGUAGUAGAAGUAGUAGUGGUGGUAUAAGUGGUGUUACUAGUAUUAGCAAUGGCGGUAUUAGUACCAGUGUUUGUAAUAGAAGUAGUGUUGGUAGUAUUAGUUUUGGUGUUGGUGGUAGUAGUAUUAUUAGUGGCAGUAGUAGUGGAGGUAGUAGUAGAAUUAGUGGCGGCAUUAAUAGUAGUAGUGUUGGAAGUAGAGGCAGUGGUAGUAGUGGUAGCAGCAUUACUGCUUGUAGUAGAAGUAGUGGUGGUAGCACUAAAAGUGGUGGCGUUAGUAGUAUUAGUAGUUGCCGUAGUAGUAUUAGUGGUGGUGGUAGUAGUAGUUGUGCUGGUAGCAGCAGUAGUGGUGGUGGUAGAAUUAGUAGUAGUGAUCUGAAUAUCAGUAUUAAUAAUGGUAAUAGGAGUAGUGGUGGCGGAAAUAGUAGUAUUAGUGGUGAUAUUUGUAGUAAUAGUGGAUGGAGUAGUAGUAGCAGUGGUAGUUGUAGUAGUAGUAGUAGUAUUGAUGGUGGUAGUAUUGGUGGUGGCAGUUGUAUUACUAAUAGCGGUGGUGGUAUACUAGUGGUGGCGCUUAGUAUUGGUGGUGGCGGUAGCAGUAGACUUGCAAUUAAGGGUGUUAGUAGUAGUGUUUGUGGUAGUAGAAGUAGACGCGGUGGUAAUUGUAGUACUAAUAGUGGUAGUGUUAAGAUUGUCGGUAAAAAUAAUAAUAUUCGUGGUGGUAGUAGUAGUAGUAGUAACAGCGGGGCUAGUAGUGGUGGCAGUGUGAGUGGCAGUCGUAGCGUAGUUAUUAGUGGUAGUAUUAAUAGUAGUGGUUGUGGUGAUAGUAGUAGUUGUAGUGGUAGUAAUAGAAGUGGUGUUGGUGGCAGUAGUAGUACUGUUGAUAGUAAUAUUAGUGGUGGUGGGGCUACUAGUGGAUUUUGCGAUGGUAGAAGUAGUAGUUGUGGUAGUAAUAAUAGUUUUACUGGCGGCAGUUGCAUUAGCAGCGUUAGUGGUAGCAUCAGAUUUGGUAUUGUUAGCAUUGGUGGUGGUAGUAGUAGUAGUGGUAUUGGUGGCAGUAGCAGUAAUAGUGGUGGUAUUAGCAGUAGCAUUGUUGGUAGUAGUAGUAGUAGUAUUUGCGGUAGUAUUAGUGGUUGUAUUGGUGAUAUAAGCAGUGGCAAUAGUGUUGGUGGUGGUAACCAUAGUGGAAGUGGUAGUAGUUGGGGUGGUAGUGGUAGCAGUAUUUUUGGUAUUAUUAGUAGUAAUAGUGGUGGUAGUAGUAGUGGAAGUAGGGGUAUUAGUAGUGGUGGUGAUAGUAUUAGUAAUGGUUGUAGUUGUAGUGGUAUUUUCCGUGGUAGUUUUAGUAACGCUGAUUGUAGUAGUGGUACUGGUAGUAGUGGUGGUGGUAGUAGUAGUAGUAGUAGUAGUAGUAGUAGCAGUAGCAGUAGUAGUAGUGUUGAUAGCAGUAGCGUCAUUCGCGGUGGUAGUAGUAGUAGUAGUAGCAGUAGGGUUGGUAGUAGUAGUGGUCGUGGUAGCAGUAUUGGUAGUCCUGGUAGCAGUGGUAGUAGUGGUAGUAGUAGUAGUAGUAGUAGUAGUAGUAGCUGUGGUAAGGGUAAUAGUCGUAGUAGUAUUAGAAAUGGUAGUAGUAGUGGUCGCACGAAUAAUAUUACUGGCGGUGGUAUUAGCAGUAGUGGGGAUAGCAGCAGUAUUAGUGGCAUUAGCGUUAGCAAUAUUGGCAGUGAUGGUAGCAGUAGUACUAGUAGUGUUAGUAGUGGUGGUGGCAGUAGUAAUAGUGGUAGUGGUGGCAUAUAUAGUGGUAGUGGCGGAUUUAGUAGUAGUGCCGUUGGUAGUACUCGUAGCUGCAGCGGUACUAUUAGCGGUAGUGGUGGUGUUAGGAGUGUUGGUGGUUGUACUAGCUUCAGUGGUAGUGGUGAGAGAAGUAGCGGUUGUCGUGUGAGAAGUAGCAGUAGUAUUGAUGGUGGUGGUUGUAGUUGUAUUAUUGGUGGUAUCAGAAGUAGUAGUGUUGGUAGAAAUAGUAGAAUUGGUGGUGGUAUCAAUGGAACUGGUGAUAGUAAUAGUAGUAAUGGUGGUUGUAGUAGUAGGUUCGGUGGUAUUAGUAGUAAUGGUGAUGGUAGUAGUCGUAGUAUUGACGGUAGUAGUAAUAGUAGUGUUGGUAUCAGUAGUAGUAUUGGUGACAGUAGUGGUGGUGUUAGUGGGAGGGGGAGUAUUAUUGGUGGCAGUAGUAGCAGUCUUGGUGGUAGUAGUUUUAAUAUUAUCAUUUUUAUUAGUAGUAGUAAUGGUAGUAGUAGUUGUAGUGGUGUAAGUAUUAGUGGUAUUGGUGGCGGUAGCAAUAGUAGUAAUAGUUGUAUCAGUAGUAGUAAGAGUACUGCUGGUAAUUGUAGUAGUGGUGGCGGUAGUGGUAGUACUGGUGGUAUUAGUAAUGGUAGUAGUAUGCGUGCUAGUAGUAGUGGUGGUAGUAGCACUAGUAACAAUGGUUGCAUUAAUAAUCGUGAUGAUGGUAGUAGUAGUGGUGGCAGUGUUAGUAAUGGUGGUGACUUAGAAAUAGUAGUGGUUGUUAGUGGUGUUGGUAGAAGUAGUAGUAGGGUUGGUAAAAGCGGUAGUAGUGGUGGUAGUGGCAGUAGUAGUGGUAAUAAUAGUAUCACUAGUGGUCGUAGUAGUAGUAGCACUGGUGGUAGUAGUAGUGGUAGUGUUGGUAGAAGUAGUAUCAUUGGUGGUGGCAGCAGUAGUAUUGUAGUUAGUAGUAGUAGUAGCGACAAAGUAUUAGUGUUUAAAUCGUAUUGGCGUUAG